GCAAUACAGACCUGUUCCUAUUUAACUUUAACACAAAAUACAUAUAUUUUUUGAACAAAAACUGAAAUGUCGCGUCGUUAUGAUUUGCGUACCACAAUGUUCUCCCCGGAGGGCCGUCUUUACCAGGUUGAGUACGCCAUGGAGUCUAUUUCCCAUGCUGGCACAUGUCUGGGCAUUAAGGCGGAGGACGGCAUUUUGCUAAGCGCUGAGUCCGGCAAUAAGAGCAGGUUGAUGGAGCUAACUAACGAAUCUGAGAAGAUAUAUCGGAUCAACAAGAAUAUGGUGUGCUCUGUGGCUGGCAUUACUGGUGAUGCUGAUGUUUUAAUAAAGGAGGCUCGUUUGAUUUCGCAGCAUUACCGAUUUGGCAACGGAGAGGAAAUACCAUGCGAACAGCUUGUCUCAGAUUUGUGCGACAUCAAGCAGGCCUACACCCAGUACGGUGGGAAGCGCCCAUUUGGCGUUUCUCUGCUCUAUAUGGGCUGGGACAAGGAGAAGGGCUACCAGCUGCUUCAAUCCGAUCCUAGUGGAAACUAUAGUAGCUGGAAGGCCACAUGUAUUGGCAAAAAUGUUGGUGCUGCCACUGCCGUACUGGAUAGAGAACUGGGAAAGGGGAAGACUAUUAGUCUCGACGAGGCCAAGGAGCUGGCCAUAAAGGUGCUGAGCAGGACAUGGGACAGCUCCAAGUUGAUUCCAGAAAGGAUAGAAAUAGCCACCUUGCAGCGCAUUAAUGAAACGACAGUCUUCAAUAUGCUGGCCAAAUCCGUUGUAAAAGAGCUGAUUGAGAAUAAUGAAAGGUUAGAGGCAGAAGCCGAAGAAAGACAGGGACAGUCGACAUCCAAGUAGCCAAUAUAUGCUAAGUAUUUUAAUAGACACACGACAGAUUUACAAAAGCAAUAUUUGUAAAACUAAAUUCUAUGUAUUUUUAAAAAUGUAUCUUGAUUGCGAAAAUUAUAACACAAGUCAAACCUAUAAAACCCGUA
Molecule: messenger RNA, 980 nt
Organism: Scaptodrosophila lebanonensis
Lineage: Eukaryota; Metazoa; Arthropoda; Insecta; Diptera; Drosophilidae
Product: proteasome subunit alpha type-4-like
Exons: 1
Coding region: 67-843 (258 amino acids)
Biological process (GO): ubiquitin-dependent protein catabolic process
Cellular component (GO): proteasome core complex, alpha-subunit complex; proteasome core complex; nucleus
Source: RefSeq, a predicted model, not a curated record